GCCUUUUCAAAAGUUUCGCCUUAUUUUCGUUUAUUCGCAAUUUCUUUUUGUUUUUCUUAGCAAGUUAACAUUCGGGCCAACAAAUGCAUGCUACUCUUCAUUUAUUUACAUCUUUUAAAUGCUUUAAAUAAUACACAAUAAUUUUACAUUGGAUCUCUAGAUGCUCGCGAUCUUUUUCAUUGAAAAAACCGUUGAAGAAGGAAGGAAAUCGAUCGAAAAUCGAUCUCUUAAUUAAUAUCGCGUCAGUCAAAAAUCUCUUCAUAAGGAUCUAUUCAUAAUCUAGUUUUACUUGCUCAUGGGAUUUAUCGACGAUGAAUUACAAGAAGUAUCACAGCUCUGCCACAAUGUUGUCGAUGGAAGCCGCCUCAUCUCUUGUGUACGGAGUAUGGUCCGUGUCGAAAUAACAAAAACACUGUUCAAGCAACUUGUUGUAUGUAUCCAGUUCCAAGAGAAUUAUCCCGCAUCGCCAUUGUUUGUUGAGUUAAAAAGCAAAACUUUGUCUGCAAAGCUGCUCAAUGGAUUAGCAGAAGUCUGUGAAAAGGAGUGCAAACGUUUUCUGAACAAAGCACAGGUAUUGCUGAUUUUAAAGUUUAUAAGGAAUUUUAUUGAGGAGAAUCCUCUCAUUUGUUGCUAUGAGGAAAUAUCAACAUUGAAAAAACUGUUAGGGGAUAAGGAUGAAUUAAAGUUAAAACAGAAAAAUUCUUCCAUUAAUUUAACACUGCACCAAGGUUUAUAUCACUUCAAGACCAAGCUUGAAGUACCGGAUGAUUAUCCCAUCAAUUGCGUGACUUUAAGUGAUGUUGAUACAAAUUUUCCACCGCUGUUGAAUCGCUAUCUAAUUGGACAAGGAAGAGAAUUAGCAAGGCAAUGUAUCGAGCCAUCACUGAAGAAGCAACAACAACAACAACCGUUCACACCAUCACCAUCAUUAAACACAGUUGUUUCCUUUCUCAUCAAAAGUGUGAAAGCUUUUCCACAAGAACCUUGUCAACACUGCAAAGUAAUUUGCUUGCCAACAAAUCCAGAAGAGGUUGUAACCGACGAAAAUGCGGAUUUCCACGCCGAAAGACUUUAUUGUGGUCAUCUCUUUCAUUUAAAAUGUCUUGUGACGUACAUGAAGACUCCGCCAUUCCAUGGGGGUAAAAAAUGUCCAACUUGCGGCCAACGCGUUUAUCAUGACAAAUGGGGAUUAUCUGACAAGCUAGCAGAAGCUCGUUGGGCCCAUCAUCAGGCUCGAAUAAGAGAGUUGGCAGAAGUUGAAGACUUUUUCAACUAAUAUACUCGAAUCGCGCAAACUCUCGUGAAAUGAGUUUCGAUAAAAACUAACAGGAAGUACAAUGUAAUAAAUAAAAGUUUUUAUAUAUGAAAAACUUUACAUGCGUGGAUUAACACAAUAUCUGACACUCAGAGAAUGUGAUUUAUAUUUGCUAAUAAAAUUAUUUAAUAAGGUUACAAAGAAAGAUUAUUAUUACGUACAAUAUUUUCAAUUGAGUGCACUAGUAACUACUAAAAAUCGACAAUCUUGUGGAAGUUUGUGAUUGUUGAAAAUACAAUUAGCUCAUCGUAUAAUAUUUUGUAAUUUGUGUGUAUGUUAUUACAUCUUACUGUUUGUUAGGAAAGACACAUGUAUGAUUUGAUAAUAUUUAUACCUUAAAAAAUACUAAUAUUUCAUAAUAUUAAAGAAUUUUUCAUAUUUUAUAUUUAUUUUAAUAUUUAAGGAGAUAUUUCUGAAAGAAUACCUUAAAUUUCUUCAGAUUUUGGAAUUUAUUUGAAAUUUUUACAAAAUGAGAAAUUGUGGAAUAUUUCAGAAUUUACAGAUAUAAAGUUACAAAAAAAGAUUUUCUCAGAAUUUCUGAAAAGUAUUCGAAUUUCUUCUUUAUAAAAAGGAUAUAAGAAAUUUAAAGUAUGUUUCAAGAAAUCUUCAUAAUUUAAAAUAUGAAAAAAAUUUAUCAAAAUAUUAUGAGACGUGAAAAUUUUUUCACUAAGGUAUACAUUCUCGUAAAACUAACUUCUACAGAUAUUGCUUACAUAGAUCACAAAAUAAAAAAAUAAGUAACAAUAUUUAAAAUAAUAUAUCUUAUAUGUUGACGCACUAUAUACGAAGCGAGCCCACUUGUGAAGUAAUGCACUAAUUAUGAUACGUGCAGAAGAAUGAUCUCUCAGUGUAUGAUGGUCUGCACGGGGUGCAGUUUCGCAUGUAUGCACGAUAGUUGUUAUCGUGUUCGUGACGUAUUGAUCCUCGGUACCGUCUAUAGUGAUAUUUUCUCCGUCUCUUUUUCUCUCUUUCUCUCAGGCCUCUUGCCUUUCUCGUACGGGUACAUUUUCGUUUAUUCUACUGCGCGCGUUUACUUUGCCACCCUUCUCUGACGGCUAGUGUUCCUUACGUGUAUGAUGGGACAAUACCUCCGGGCACGUAUACAGUACGUUAGGACAAACGUGAAAGAAGAGAGGAAAUUUACGAUAUACAAUAGCUGAUGAGCCACUAGCUACCAAAAUUAUUCGAGACUAUUUCUAGUCCAUUUUUAUUAUUUUAGAAUAUUUAAUAGCUUAGCUAGAAAAUAUAAAAGAUAUAUUUUUUGUACCUUAAUACAAAAUAAUUUAAAGCUCAAAACGCCUCCUAAUAAUUAAUUCGGCGUUGUGUAUGUGUGUGUAUAAUAAAUUGAAUAUUGAAAUCAUAAAAUUUUGUGAAAAAUAAGUCAAAUAAAAAUGUAUGCUAUAAUGGAAAUACUUUAUUAUUACAUAUAAAUUCAAUAUUUUUUUAAAAAUAUUGAAUUUUUUCAAAGAUUGAAAAAUCUGCUAUUAUUUUUUUAUCGAUAAUUGUUAAAUAUCUUAUCGUGUAGUGAAUUCUUAGUUAAUCCCUGGACCAUGUAGAAAAAUAAACAAUUUCGAUUAUGAAAAA
Molecule: messenger RNA, 2899 nt
Organism: Monomorium pharaonis (pharaoh ant)
Lineage: Eukaryota; Metazoa; Arthropoda; Insecta; Hymenoptera; Formicidae
Exons: 8
Coding region: 296-1276 (326 amino acids)
Source: RefSeq, a predicted model, not a curated record